CAAAAGCCCCGAAAUUGCCAAAGUGAGGCCCAAGAAUAUGAACGUCGUACCGUUGGCGGUGAAGCUCAACUAAGGCAGACAGACACAGCAUCGUCUGCACCCUCCCAGUCACUGCACCUGGCAAUGGCAGACUCAACACCAUCAUCCUCGACCACCAAGAUGGCCGUCGAUGAUACUGCUCACACUCAAGUGGCUACUCCAAUCACAAGCGCCGAUGCACAAGCUUCCACCUCGACGUCCAACAGCGCAACUCUUCCCGCACAGACGGCGCCUUUGCCCUCACCUCCUACCGCCGUCGCUGAAACUGGCAAAGCUCAGACCAAUGGCUCCACGCAGCAAUCGCAGUUGAAACGGAAGAUGGUAGAUGAGGCAGAGGAGGAAGAGGACACUUCACAACGUCCAAAGCUCGCUGCUGAUGGUCCCGGUCCUUCGCGUGCAGCUCAGAUGAAGCAGCGAAGGAGGGAGAGCAAAUACAUCAAGGCAGGUGAUCUGGUCAUCAUAUUCAUCUCUCGCGAUCGUCCCUUCUCGCCGCUGACAGUAACGCCGGACCAAGUCUUCACAAACGCCUUUGGCUCUUUCCCCCACAACAACAUCAUCGGUCGACCCUUUGGCUCUCAAAUCCGUUCAGAGAACAACAAGGGUUUCCUCACUCUGCUCCGACCCUCUCCAGAGCUGUGGACUCUCAGCCUACCGCAUCGGACGCAGAUCCUGUAUGGACCCGAUAUGAGCUUCAUUAGUAUGAAGAUGGGCCUCGGCCCGGGUGGCAGGAUUGUCGAGGCCGGCACGGGGAGCGGAAGCUUCACCCAUUUCCUAGCGAGGUGUGUUGGGCUGCCAGAGGGAGGUCACGGAGAGGGUAGCGAGACCAUGGGGAGGGAGUGGAAGGGACAGGAAGGAUGGGGCGUCAGCGCCGGUAGGGGCAGAGGCGUCCAGACUCGUCCACCAAAGGAGAAGAGUGAGAGUGCCGAAGGGACUCCGGGACCUACGGCACCUUUCAAGGAUACAGCGGCUACAACGCCGGCUGAAGGGGAGACCGGUGCGUCCAGCACGUCGAAUCGCGUUCAGCACUUCAAGUCACUGGCUUCGCCUACGCCAGAUCAUGACGGAGAGCUGUCUCCCAACAACGGCAAAGUCUGGACUUUCGAAUUCCACGCCUCGAGGGCUGCCAUGGCCCGCAGAGAAUUCGUAGACCACGCCCUCACCCCACUCGUCUCCGCAUCGCACCGCAACGUCUGUCUCAACGGCUUUCCCUCUUCCCUAGACGGCCUCGCAGACGCCGUCUUCCUCGAUUUGCCCGCGCCCUGGGAAGCGAUCCUUUUUGCCCCCUCGGUUCUCAAUCCGAAGACUCAAGGCGUCAUCUGCUGCUUCUCCCCUUGUAUCGAGCAGGUCCUGCGUACGGUCAAAGCACUUGGCGAAGCUGGAUUCAGGGACGUGGAGACCUUUGAGUCCUUGGUGCGGACGCACGAGAGUAUCAAGAGCGGCUUUGCCGGUGCUGGAAGUGCUGGAGGACUCUAUGAAAUGCCACUGAAGGAAAUUGGAGAGGUGAAGGAGAUGUUGAGGGAUAGAGUCAGGAAAAGGGAGAAGAUGAGUGAGAAUCAGAGGAGGAAGGCGAGGGAGAAGAAGGAGGGAGGGAAGGUGGAGGGAGAGGGAGAGGGUGAGGGUGGCGAUGAUGAAGCCGAGGCCGAGCAGGAAGAGGAGGAGAAGAAGACAGGUGAAGAGAAGGACAAAGUCGAGAACGGCGUCGAAGAGGAGAAGCCGCAAGAGAAUGGCGAUCGCACCUCGCCUGCACCGAUUUCAGCAAGCACCGAGGCCGAAUCGGCAGACCCAGCAUCAGCAUCAGCAUCAGCACCAGCAACAGCAUCAGCAUCAACAGAAGGUCCCGCACCAGCCCCUCUCACCACCCCUACCUCUACAAGCACUUCCCGCCCAGCGCCCAAGCUCAGCUUCCCCGCCCCUGCCCCUUCCACCCACCCUCUCCCCUCGCACUUUGGUGGAGGUAAAGAGUACAAGCAACAAGUUGUGCGGAGCAACACCUAUUCGCGCUUGCAUGCGAGCAUGAGAGGUCAUACGAGCUACUUGACGUUUGGAAGGUUGCCGCCGAGGGCUUGAGAGAGAGGAGAGUGGGACAAAGGGGAUGAGAGGGUGGAUGGCUCUCUUGUAAUAUUACAAAGUGAUGACAGACAGAUAGACAUUGCACUCGCAGCGAGUAUAGAGCAGGUCUGAAGAGUGGCGAUACUCACUUCUGUAUCGCAUUGCAUCGCUCUGCAUUGCAUUGCCACCAGCUCACACAACGCUGCUAAUCCUGAGCUCCUGUCGGUUGGUAGCGCCCCCGCUCAAUACACC
Messenger RNA from Microstroma glucosiphilum, 2340 nucleotides. Its product is annotated as GCD14-domain-containing protein. The record is from RefSeq and is a predicted model, not a curated record. Bases 160 to 2106 code for a protein of 648 amino acids. Gene Ontology annotation, cellular component: nucleus; tRNA (m1A) methyltransferase complex. NCBI's taxonomy places the organism in Eukaryota, Fungi, Basidiomycota, Exobasidiomycetes, Microstromatales, Microstromataceae. Gene Ontology annotation, biological process: tRNA methylation. The transcript is spliced from 2 exons.